This is a messenger RNA of Jatropha curcas, 4078 nucleotides long. The record is from RefSeq and is a predicted model, not a curated record. NCBI's taxonomy places the organism in Eukaryota, Viridiplantae, Streptophyta, Magnoliopsida, Malpighiales, Euphorbiaceae.
AACAUCACAUGUCUGUUUCUCUAUUAUCUCGUUAGAGAAUAAAGAGAGAAAAGAAGUCACCGCUGCUAUUUUGCUCUUCAGUUUUCUUUAAAUAGUAAUUCUACACCACCUGGCGAUUGCAGAGACGGCGUUGCUUGCUGGCACUCAAGGGUCCAGGCGGCUGAUCCUGUGCACGCCACGCCACAGCAACACCGCAACACCGCAAUACCAGCAAAUUUAAAUUUUCAGAUAUUUUCUAUUUUUAGGAUUAACCAAUCAAAAUCGAGAAAUCUAAUAUUUUUUGUUUCCCAUUUUCUGAUGAUGCGGACUUCGAGAAAUCCGAUCCUUAUUUACUGACUCGGCGUAUUGCGGUCGAUCUCUCAUCCAUGUAGAGCAUUGAGAGGGAGUGGAUCUUUGAAGGAAAGCAAGCUUUCAGUUUUGGGCUUUGUUGUUGUUGAUAGUGAGGUUUACUUGAAUUUUGGUACACACUGUAGUUUGUUGUUGUUUAGAGGCGAAGGGAGUUUGUGUUUGAUUUUAUCAGUUUUGAAGAAGAAGAAGAUACUUGUAAGUAUAAUUUUGUAAGGGAAGUUAUAUAGAGUUGUAAAAUUUGAUUUUGUUUUAGAGAUUAAGAGGAAGAGAAAUCAGGAAGUAUAGUUUUGUAAGGGAAGUUAUAUAGAGUUAUAAAGUUUGAGUUUGUUUUAGAGAUUAAGAGGAAGAGAAAUCAGGAAGUAGUCAAGAUGGUUACUACCAAUUUGUUUCACUGUAGAAAGAAUUCAUGGCCGCCUGAGGAGUAUGUCAGCAGAACUACUUUGCAACUAUUUGAUUUUGAUAGUGCUGCCCCACCACAACAGGCCUGGAGAAGGAGAUUAAACAGCCAUGCCAAUAUUCUCAAGGAAUUCAGUGUUACAUUCAAGGAAGCAAUAAAAAUGGUUCGACUGGGUAUACGGCUGUGGUCCUAUGUCAGGGAAGAGGCAUCUUAUGGAAGGAAAGCACCGAUAGAUCCCUUCACGCCGGGAAGGUGCAAGCCAUCAGCAUCUCAAGGGGUCCCACUUGGAGGAAUGGGAAGUGGAAGCAUAUCUAGAGGUUUCAGAGGUGAGUUCAGGCAGUGGCAAAUUGUACCGGGUAUAUGUGAUGCUUCACCUGUCAUGGCCAAUCAGUUCUCUAUUUUUAUAUCUCGAGAUGGAGGAAAUAAGAAGUAUGCUUCAGUUUUGGCUCCAGGGCAACAUGAAGGUUUAGGCAAAGCUGGUGAUCAGGGUAUAUCGUCAUGGGGCUGGAAUUUAAGUGGUCAGCAUUCGACAUAUCAUGCGCUAUUUCCUAGGUCAUGGACAAUAUAUGAUGGUGAACCAGACCCUGAAUUGAAAGUCUCUUGUAGACAAAUAUCGCCAUUCAUACCUCAUAAUUACAGAGACAGCAGUCUUCCUACUGCCGUUUUUGUCUAUACAUUGGUGAACACUGGGAAGGAAAGGGCGAAAGUUAGCCUUCUCUUUACAUGGGCGAAUUCAAUUGGAGGACUCUCACACUUGUCAGGAGAUCAUGUGAAUGAGCCAUUCGUAGGUGAAGACGGAGUCUCUGGAGUACUUCUACAUCACAAGACUGCUAAGGGUAAUCCUCCAGUUACCUUUGCAAUAGCUGCAUGUGAAACACAGAAUGUAAAUGUGACUGUUCUCCCAUUCUUUGGGCUGUCUGACACAAGUUGUAUCACAGCAAAGGAUAUGUGGGGUAAAAUGGCGCAGGAGGGACAAUUUGAUCGGGAGAACUUUAAUUGUGGGCCAAGCAUGGCUUCAUCACCUGGGGAGACAGUUUGUGCUGCAGUUUCUGCAUCCACAUGGGUAGAACCUCAUGGAAAGUGUACUGUUGCAUUUGCUCUUGCAUGGUCAUCACCAAAGAUAAAAUUUUCCAAGGGAAGCUCAUACCAUAGGCGAUACACAAAAUUUUAUGGUACUUCUGAAAGAGCAGCUCAGAAUUUGGUGCAUGAUGCAUUGAAGAAUUAUAAGUGGUGGGAGGAAGAAAUUGAGAAAUGGCAAAAUCCUAUCCUCAAAGAUGAAAGGCUACCAGAAUGGUACAAGUUCACAUUGUUUAAUGAGCUCUACUUUUUGGUUGCUGGUGGAACUGUCUGGAUUGACUCUCCCCUAAUGAUUGAAGAUAUGAGUGAGAGCCAUCAUACGUCAGAAGAAACAGAAACUGUGGAUGUCAAUGCAAUUGAAGCCCAAGUGAGACCCGGCGAAGGUGCAGUCAAGCAUGCUAUAACUAAUAGUUAUCAUGUCGGUAGUGUUGAUUCUGAAGAAGAAAGUGAAACAUCAAAUAUACAAUAUCCGAGCAAAGAUGAAUCACCAGGGUCUCAGGAGAAUGGAAACUUCAGCCACUCGUUACAGCAUUCCCCAUUACUGGAAACCCAGAAUAACAGUGAUGAUGAUGAUGUUGGUAGGUUUUUGUAUUUGGAAGGAGUAGAAUAUAUCAUGUGGUGCACAUAUGAUGUUCACUUCUAUGCAUCCUUUGCCCUCCUCGAAUUGUUUCCCAAAAUUGAACUCAGUAUUCAGCGUGAUUUUGCUAAAGCUGUGCUAUCUGAGGAUGGAAGAAAAGUGAAGUUUCUGGCAGAGGGUAAUGUUGGAAUCCGGAAGGUCAGAGGAGCUGUCCCUCAUGAUCUUGGAACACAUGAUCCCUGGAAUGAAAUGAAUGCAUACAAUAUACAUGAUACAAGCAAGUGGAAGGAUCUGAACCCGAAGUUUGUGCUCCAGGUGUAUAGAGACUUUGCUGCUACACAGGACAUGUCCUUUGGGGUUGAUGUGUGGCCUGCAGUUCGAACUGCCAUGGAGUACAUGGAACAAUUUGAUAGGGAUGAUGAUGCUUUGAUUGAAAAUGAUGGCUUCCCGGAUCAAACAUAUGAUACAUGGACAGUUCAUGGUAUAAGUGCUUACUGUGGCUGUUUAUGGCUCGCAGCACUUCAAGCUGCAGCUGCAAUGGCCUUUCAAGUAGGUGACAAGUAUUUUGGUGAAUUAUGCAAAAGCAAAUUUGUGAAAGCAAAAUCAGCAUUUGAAGCUAAGUUAUGGAAUGGUUCAUAUUUCAAUUAUGACAGUGGAUCAAGUAGUAACAGUAAAUCCAUACAGGCAGAUCAAUUGGCUGGGCAAUGGUACACAGCAUCUUCAGGCUUGCCACCGCUUUUUGAUGAUUCCAAAAUUAGAAGUGCUCUUCAGAAAAUUUAUGAUUUUAAUGUAAUGAAAGUUAAAGGAGGUAAGAUGGGUGCUGUAAAUGGAAUGCAUCCCAAUGGAAAGGUGGAUGAUACUUGUAUGCAGUCACGAGAAAUAUGGACUGGUGUCACCUAUGCUGUGGCUGCUAACAUGAUUCUUGCUGGAAUGGAGGAUGAGGCAUUCACUACUGCUGAGGGCAUUUUCCUUGCAGGUUGGUCAGAGGAGGGAUAUGGAUACUGGUUCCAGACACCAGAGGGCUGGACGAUUGAUGGGCACUUCCGUUCCCUCAUUUAUAUGAGACCACUAGCAAUUUGGAGCAUGCAAUGGGCAUUAUCACUUCCUAAGGCAAUUCUUGAGGCUCCAAAGAUCAACAUAAUGGACAGACUUCUCCUGUCUCCUAGCACAAGAUUCUCUCUUCAUGAAAUGGGGGUCAGAAAGAUUGCAACUAAAGCCAAGUGCUUUGGAAAGUCUGUCUUCAAUUGCGCAUGCUAAGCAUGCCAUGUAAGUUCCUUCAUCUUUGUAAAAAAAAAAAAAAUGUUUCACUAAAAUCUUUGAUACCUUUUCCCAAUUACCCUUCCAGAAGAAGAAACUGGGAGAGGUUUUGGGAGAGGUGUCUCUUUCUUAAGACGGGCAAUAAAAGCUAAUACCUUGGUAGGCAUUUAGUUACAUGGUAUAGGAUGAGUCUUUCUUUGUCAUCGUGUAAUAUUCUUUUUUAUGAAAAUCUAAUCUUUAUUCCUUAUUGUAUUAGUACAGGCUGAAUACUUCUAACUAUAUGUGAGAUUUUAAGGUCCUAGUUGGAAAAAAGAGUCUACUUAAAAUUUACUUGUCAGUUUAAGGUACAUCAUACUUACUAAAAUUUAGGACAUUCAAGUUCUACUGAGAACAAAAAGAACAAUUUUGAAUGCAUUUUGGUA